Molecule: messenger RNA, 2298 nt
Organism: Selaginella moellendorffii
Lineage: Eukaryota; Viridiplantae; Streptophyta; Lycopodiopsida; Selaginellales; Selaginellaceae
Product: pentatricopeptide repeat-containing protein At2g35030, mitochondrial-like
Exons: 2
Coding region: 1-2298 (765 amino acids)
Molecular function (GO): protein binding
Source: RefSeq, a predicted model, not a curated record
AUGAUAACAGAUAACAUCACGCAGGUCAGAGAUGAACAGAGCAAAAUGGGUCAAACCAAUGCACUUUUUCUCAAUUCGAGGAACUCCUUUUUACAAGGCCGUUUUGUUAUUGCUCGCUCUGUUCUUGGUGGUCUUGGAGCCCGUCGUGGAGAAUGCAGGGCUGCUCUUGGCAAUCGAGAGGAAGCUGAAAUGCAGCGGAACAUCAACCAGCAGGAGCAGGAGUUCGCGGCGGUUCUUCGAUUUUGCAGCAAAACCAGGGAUCUGUCUCGGGGAAAAGAGAUUUACAGUCAAGUUCGGCGGAGUGGUGACUGUGCAGCGAGCAGCUAUCUCGCGAAUUUGACAAUCCAGAUGUUUGGAAGAUGCGGGAGCUUGCAAGAAGCAAGAGAGAUUUUUGAUCGCAUGGGCUCUGCGAGGAAUCGCUUCUCUUGGAACAACAUGAUCGCCGCUUAUGCCCAAAACGGCUAUGCGGAUCAAGCAAACGAACUGUUUGACAAAAUGGCAGACAAGAACAUUGUAGCCUGGAACACAAUGAUCCAGGCUUACAAUCAGGUGAGAGAUAUUAAAAAAGCGAAAGAAGUGUUCGAUGCAAUGCCAGAAAAGAACGGAGUUUCAUGGACUGCCAUCCUUACGGCAUAUGCCCAAUGCGGGCAUUUGCUAAAAGCAAAGCUGAUCUUUGACUCGAUGCCUAGUAGGGACAUCUUCCCCUGGAAUUCAAUGAUCCAAGCGUACGGACAAAGAGGGCAUCUCCAGGAAUUUCGCGACCUUUAUGAAAGAAUGCCCGAGCACGACAUUGUGACGUGGAAUUGUAUGCUUGACGUCUACACUAAGCAUCGGCACCUCAUUCAAGCCGACGCCAUGUUCCACACCAUGCUGGAGCGCAACGAGAUCUCUUGGACGAUAAUGACCGUCGGCCACGCGCAAAUCGGGCGGCUCCAGAACGCGAAAGCCAUCUUCGAAAGGAUGCCGGAAUGGAAUGUGGUGUCAUGGACGGCCAUGAUCGCUGGAUACGCUCAGAACGGGCACAUGGCCGAGGCACGAGGGCUGUUCGAUGCUAUUCCGGAACGCAACGUCAUCUCCUGGAACGCGUUCAUCGACGGCUGGAUCAACGCCGGAGAUCUAGAGGAGGCCGAGCGCUUGUUUCGACGAAUGCCAGGCUGGGACAUGGCCACAAUGGCGACAAUGAUCCGCGCCUACGAUCUAAGCUCCAACCUUAAGUCUGCCGUAUUGCUCUUUCACGUUGGUAUGAGCGAGCACAAUUUGAUCUCUUGCACGGCGAUGAUCUCCACCUACGUCGCUUCUGGAGAUCUUGGGGCCGCGAUCACGGUCCUGGAUGGAAUGCACGAGACGAACCUCGUUGCUCUGGACGUGAUCCUCCAGGGCUACGCCGCCACCGGCCAGCUCGAGGAGGCCAAGUAUAUGUUUGACAAUGUGAUGCCGGAGCACGAUACAAUGUCGUGGAAUGUUAUGUUCCAGGGGUAUGCCCGGCGGGGGCAUAUGGAGGAGGCCAAAGCUCUGUACGAGAGAAUGCCCGAGAAAGACCUCGUUUCGUCCACCUCCAUGCUCCAAGCUCUCGGCGAAAACGCAUGCUUGCAAGAGGCAAAGCACGUCUUCGACGCUACUCCUCACUGUGAUAUCGUGCUGUGCAAUGCGCUUCUCCAGGCCUUCGCGCAGCACGGCUACCUUCCAAACGCCAAAGCUCUCUUUGAUUCCAUGGCAGAGAGAGACGUUGUUUCGUGGACUACCAUCGUCGGAGCCUAUGCCCGGAGCGGGCAUACGAUCAAAGCCAAGUGGAUGUUUGCUGCCAUGCCCGGGAAGAAAGAUCUCAUCGCCUGGAACACACUGAUCACGGCCUUGUCACAGUGUCAGGAUCACGGACGAGACACCAUCGAUGUCUUCACGGCGAUGCUCCUCGAGGCGUUUGAUCCCGACCAUUCAGCGUUUGUGAGCGUUCUCGGUGCUUGCGGCCAGCUCGGGCUGUUUGAGCAGGGAUGGAACUAUUUUCGAAACAUGGCCGACGAUCAUCGUGUCCGAGCAUUGGGAGCGCAUUACUGCUGCCUUGUGGAUCUUUGUGCUCGAUCGGGUCAGCUAGCCGAGGCCGAGGAUCUCAUCUCCAGCAUGCCUUACGUCCCAGAUGGAGUCACUUGGAUGGCGUUUCUCGCUGCUUGUAGGCUCCAAGAGGAUUCACAACGAGCAACAGCGGCUGCUUGCAGUGCCUCCACCCUCGGCAGCACCAUGUCGUCACCGUAUGCUCUCCUGUCCAGCACCUACAUCAUGACGUCGAGCCCAGCUAGGCCAUAG